CCUACAUCCACUGCACUGGGAGCAGAGCCGGCCACGCACCCCAGUAAGGAGCUGCGGCGAUGGCGAUGGCGAUGGCGAUGGCGAUGGCGGCAGGCAACGCGGCCUACUUCCAGAGGGGCAGUGUGUUCUGGUUCGCGGUCAUCACGCUCUCCUUUGGCUACUACACGUGGGUUGUCCUCUGGCCGCAGAGCAUCCCUUAUGAGAGCCUUGGGCUCCUGGGCUCGUUCACUCAGUACCUGGUGGACCAUCAUCACACCCUCCUGCACAACGGGUAUUGGUUUGCCUGGAUGAUUCACGUGGCAGAGUCCUUGUAUGCCAUGGUGCUGUGCAAGUAA
Molecule: messenger RNA, 335 nt
Organism: Oryctolagus cuniculus (rabbit)
Lineage: Eukaryota; Metazoa; Chordata; Mammalia; Lagomorpha; Leporidae
Source: RefSeq, a predicted model, not a curated record